Molecule: messenger RNA, 1712 nt
Organism: Lutra lutra (Eurasian river otter)
Lineage: Eukaryota; Metazoa; Chordata; Mammalia; Carnivora; Mustelidae
Gene: DHRS11
Product: dehydrogenase/reductase 11
Exons: 7
Coding region: 323-1120 (265 amino acids)
Source: RefSeq, a predicted model, not a curated record
CCUCGGCUAAAACCUCGGUUUCCCUGCCGCUAUGGGAAGCAAGACUUCAAGGUCCCGGGACCUUCCCGCGCGGCCGGGCGCCGUGGGAGGCGUGGCUUCCCACUUAACUCCAGGCUGGGGGCGGGGUCGGCCAGGCCGCGGACAUCACCGGCUGGAUGUGGCGGGUCGCGGGAGAGCGGAGGGUGGAGCCCCAGCCCCGGGCCCCGCGGAAUGGAGGCGGGUUCGGGCGAGGCUCAGAGCGAGGUAGAUCGGCAGCCUGCCGCGGCGGUGAUCGAAGAGCGGCCGAGCCCCUGCGACCCGUGGCGGACGUUCCGCGAUCCAAAUGUCCGGCUCGCGGGGCGAGGUGGGCGCACGGCUCGGGGCCACCGCCACGGCUGGCAUGGAGCGGUGGCGGGACCGGCUGGCAUUGGUGACGGGAGCUUCGGGGGGCAUCGGCGCGGCUGUGGCCCGGGCUCUGGUCCAGCAGGGACUGAAGGUAGUGGGCUGUGCCCGCACCGUGGGCAACAUCGAGGGUAGAGGAUGGUACCAUGUGGGACAGAGGAAAAGAUCUGUCUCAACUUCCUCGCCUUUCCUAGAGGAGCUGGCUGCUGAAUGUAAGAGUGCAGGCUAUCCUGGGACUUUGAUCCCCCACAGAUGUGACCUAUCCAGCGAGGAGGACAUCCUCUCCAUGUUCUCGGCCGUCCGCUCUCAGCACAGUGGUGUGGACAUCUGCAUCAACAAUGCUGGCUUGGCCCGGCCUGACACCCUGCUCUCAGGCAGUACCAGCGGCUGGAAGGACAUGUUCAAUGUGAACGUGCUGGGCCUCAGCAUCUGCACCCGGGAGGCCUACCAGUCCAUGAAGGAGCGCAAGGUGGAUGACGGGCAUAUCAUUAACAUCAACAGCAUGUAUGGUCACCAAGUGUCACCCCACUCCGUGAUCCAUUUCUAUAGUGCUACCAAGUACGCUGUCACCGCACUGACAGAGGGACUGAGGCAAGAGCUUCGGGAAGCCCAGACCCACAUCCGAGCCACGUGUCUCAAGCCUGAGGAUGUGGCCGAGGCUGUCCUCUACGUCCUUAGCACCCCUCCACACGUCCAGAUUGGAGACAUCCAGAUGAGGCCCACGGAGCAGGUGAUCUAGUUUCCUGUGGGGCGCUCUGCCUUCCCUCCCUGCCCCUCACAGCUUGGCUCCUGCCUCUGGAUUUUAGGUGUUGAUUUCUGGACUCCUGGAUUCCGUUGCCUCUCCCCACCCCACCAGGGCCUAGAAAAUUCGAAGUUUUUAUAUCUUAUCAAAUUGUUCCCAUCACAAAUAUGAACAGUGAGCUGGGGAGAGGAGGUUGUGUCCCUGAUUAUUUUACCUGUUAACUCAUUCUCGGUCCCCUUCUUAGGCUCCUUGGCCUUUGUUUGCUCUCUUCCGUCUCUUCCUUUUGAUCUGGGGAAGGGACUGUAGCCAAAAGCGGGGCUUCCCCCUGUCCCUCAGCAGGAAGGUGGCAGACAGAAGCCCUAACCUUCUAUGGGAAUGGCUAUCCAAAGCUCCAGGCUUCCUCCUCUCCUGGCCCUACUGCCCCCAUCGCCCCCUUCACGACCCCCAUCCCAGUUCUCCAGCCCAGUCAUGGCUUCUUGGCUCCCACCGGGAUGAUCACUCCACACUGAUUGUGGCAGCUGAAUACCGGGGCCUGCCUCCCAAGUGGAUUUCACUGUGAGAAUUAAAAAAGAAAAAUUGCAACAACCUA